AUGGAAGACGAACGUACUAGUCGACCAUCAAGUGUUAUAUCUAGUUACGAAGAAACAGUUUCUAUAUCAUCAAAUUUAUGUGAACCAACAUUCAAUUCAUUCUGGUUUAUUUAUUCAUCCAUACUAAAUUCAAUUCGUCCUACAACACCCAUAGUUCGACACAAUUUUAAAAGUAUCGAUGAACUUCUUUCUCCUAUAUCUGUUCCUUUAAAGAAAAACGAUGAUACUGGAUACAAUUCACAAUUAUCUAGUUCAUUACAAAGUCAAGAGAACGAUGAUAGUAAUGAUGAUGAUGAAGAUAAUAUUGAAAAUUUAAAACCAAUAACAUCAUCAACACCAUUUAUUAAAAAGAAUAAUAAAACAAAGAAAAUUCGUACAGCAUUUACAGAUAAUCAAAAACAAUAUCUUGAUCGUUUUUAUUCAUCAAAUCGUUAUCCAGAUCCAACUGAAAUGGAAACAUUAUCACGUUUAUUAUUACUUAAUGAAAAAGUUAUUCGUGUUUGGUUUCAAAAUAAACGAUCACGAGAAAAACAUUAUCCACGAAAUAAUUCAAAUUCAACCAUAGUUAAAAGUAUGUGA
This is a messenger RNA of Rotaria sp. Silwood2, 579 nucleotides long. The record is from the annotation of a GenBank genome assembly. NCBI's taxonomy places the organism in Eukaryota, Metazoa, Rotifera, Eurotatoria, Philodinida, Philodinidae.